Aspergillus tanneri is the source of this 600-nucleotide messenger RNA. RefSeq lists its product as uncharacterized. The coding region runs from base 1 to 600 and encodes 199 amino acids. The transcript has a single exon. Lineage: Eukaryota; Fungi; Ascomycota; Eurotiomycetes; Eurotiales; Aspergillaceae. The record is from RefSeq and is a predicted model, not a curated record.
AUGAAGCCUCAAAUCCCAACUCUCAUCCUCGGAUUCUGCACUUCUGUCCUCGCCCUCCCUGUCGGAGACCCCCAAAACGAAAACUUAGCUAGGUCAGUGCCGUCACCCAAGCAACAAGGCAUUCCCCAUCCGUCGAAGAGCACACCGCUCCACAAGAGACAGACAGAUGGAAAGACGAACGUCCAGUUCAUCCCGGGUUCUGGUGGAGAGGACGGCCCAUUCUCGGGCGCUGGACUCCCGGACAUGGGUGAAUUCCCUGAAAUUGGCGGUGAAUUCCCUGGAUUCGGCGACUUCCCUGGCUUUGGCGAAUCUCCUAACCAUAAAUAUUCUGAGUCCGAUGAUGCCAAGGAGAACGAGAGUCGCGAAGGAAUGGAAUUUGAGAUGCCUGAUCUGGGAGACGUGAUUCAUAUGCCGGGUGAUUCUCAAGAUUCUGAUGGUUCCCAUUUUCCUGUCCCGUUUCCUGGAUUGCCGGGUGAUUCUCAAGAUUCUAAUGGUUUCCCUUUUCCUUUCCCGUUUCCUGGAUUGCCGGGUGAAAAUGAGACUGAGCCUAUGACCCAUGGAGCGAAAGGUUCUGGUAGAUUUGUGACGGGUAGACAUUGA